Messenger RNA from Cajanus cajan (pigeon pea), 1223 nucleotides. RefSeq lists its product as uncharacterized. The record is from RefSeq and is a predicted model, not a curated record. NCBI's taxonomy places the organism in Eukaryota, Viridiplantae, Streptophyta, Magnoliopsida, Fabales, Fabaceae.
UCAAUCACCAUGGAACCUCAUAACACUACUCAUCUCUAAGUCUCUCUCCAGAAGCACUUAAACAAGAACAGAAGCAUGGACAGAGAAGAAGAAAAGAUGCAACUUCUAGGGUUCUUUGGGGUUUACAAAGAAUCCUACAAGCUCAUAUUUUCAUGGAAGAAGAUCUUCAGCCAGAUAACCCUCACUCUCAUCCUCCCUCUCUCCUUCAUCUUCCUCAUCCACAUCCAAGUAUCCAACACCCUCUUCGGCAAAAUCGCACACGACACCGAGGACUUAACCGAAACCCCCCGUGACACACCCCAACACCAAAAGCUUCUCGACCUUAUCUCCUCCGAUUGGUCCACUUUCUUUCUCUUCAAACUCGUUUACUUCAUUCUCCUCCUCAUCUUCUCCCUCCUCUCCACCUCCGCGGUGGUUUACACCGUCGCUUCCUUCUACACCGCCAAAGAGGUUUCCUUCAACAAGGUCAUGAGCGUCGUUCCCAGGGUCUGGAAGAGGCUCAUGGUCACUUUCUUGUGCACCGUUGCUGCCUUCAUCGUUUACAACGUUGUGGCAGGAGCGGUUACGCUCAUGUUGGCUCUUACAAUUGGUGUGAGAAACGUUGGUGCUGCGAUUUUGUUGGUCAUAGCGAUUUUUUAUCUAGUUGGGUUGGUUUACCUCACUGUGGUGUGGCUAUUGGCCAGUGUUGUGACUGUGCUAGAGGAUUCUUAUGGGUAUGAAGCGAUGAUGAAGAGUAAGGAGUUGAUAAAGGGGAACAUGGGUUUGUCCGUGAUGAUUGUUUUGAAGCUCAAUGUUUCGUUCUUUCUGAUACAGUUUUUGUUCACGAUGGUGGUGGUGAAUGGAGGGGAGUUGUUCAGCUUAGGGUCGAUGGACAGAACAAUAUAUGGGAUUGUGUGUUUCUUGCUGUUGUCUCAUUUGUUCUUGUUGAUGCUUGUUAUCCAAACUGUGCUCUAUUUUGUUUGCAAGUCCUACCACCGUGAGAUUGUUGACAAGUCUGCUUUGUCGGAUCAUCUUGAAGUGUACGAGUGCUAUGAGCCACUGAAGACUAAGGAUGUUAAUCUUGAUUACCAUGUCUAAUUGCUAGAUAUAUAUCAAACAUAAUGCAUGUAUCUGUAUGGAUCUUCAAAUAUAUAUGUUUACUGAUUUAUGGGUGUCUUAAGAAAUGUAUGUGAGAGAAUAAAUAUGUUAAUGAAGUGAAAUCCAGCUAAGGACGCCUUUAUGCA